Molecule: messenger RNA, 808 nt
Organism: Phyllostomus hastatus (greater spear-nosed bat)
Lineage: Eukaryota; Metazoa; Chordata; Mammalia; Chiroptera; Phyllostomidae
Gene: ALKBH7
Product: alkB homolog 7
Exons: 4
Coding region: 76-741 (221 amino acids)
Biological process (GO): fatty acid metabolic process; DNA damage response
Cellular component (GO): mitochondrial matrix
Source: RefSeq, a predicted model, not a curated record
GCGCAGCCGCACAUAAAGGCUCUGGGGGGGUCGUCACCCUGACCCUGACUGGUUCCACUCCCGGGCUCCGAGGCUAUGACCGGGAGUGGGUGGCUGGCACUGAGAACACUGUCCGGGCCUAGCUGGGUGCGGGGCUCGGGCCCAGCCGUGCUGAAACGCCUGCGGGACGCGGCUGUGGUGCGGCCCGGUUUCCUGAGUGCGGCCGAGGAAGAGACGCUGUGCCGCGAAGUUGAGCCAGAGCUGCGCCGCCGCCGCUACGAAUUAGACCAUUGGGAUGCGGCUAUCUAUGGCUUCCGAGAGACAGAAAAGUCGCGCUGGUCAGAGGCAAGCCGGGCCAUCCUGCAGCGUGUGCAGGCAGCUGCCUUUGGCCCUGGCCAGACCCUGCUGUCUUCGGUGCACGUGCUAGACCUGGAACCUCGGGGCUACAUCAAGCCACACGUGGACAGCGUCAAGUUCUGCGGAGCCACUAUCGCUGGCCUGUCCCUGUUGUCUCCCAGUGUCAUGCGGCUGGUGCACACCCAGGAGCCAGGGGAGUGGCUAGAACUCUUGCUGGAGCCAGGCUCCCUAUACAUCCUUAGAGACUCGGCCCGUUAUGACUUCUCCCAUGAGAUCCUUCGGGAUGAAGAGUCCUUUUUUGGGGAACGUCGGGUUCCGCGGGGCCGACGCAUCUCUGUCAUCUGCCGCUCCCUCCCCAAGGGGAUGGAGCCAGGAGAGCCCGGGAAGCCUUCCCCAGCCUGCUGACCCCCAGGCCCUUCUCCUAGCUUCUCAGAGACAUGUUUGUGAAUAAAGCUAGAGAAUGGACAAGGCA